AUGUCUUCUCAUGACGUUUCUCUCCAUUGGCUGGAUUAUACCAUUUUCGGAUUGAGCAUUGGGUUGUCACUGAGCACUGGAGUGUACCAUGCGGUCAAGUGAGUCAUGUUUCCGAAGCUUCGCUCAUCUUUUGCAUCUUUCAGAAGUCGCAUAAUCCUCCGUCGUGGAGACAGAACGGCCAAAGAGGAAUACCUGAUGGGCGGCCGUCAACUUCCCCCUCUUCCAGUCGCUCUCUCCCUCCUCACCACUUUCCUUUCCGGUAUUCUGAUGCUCGGAGUUCCGGCUGAAAUGUUCCAGCGGGGUGCUCAAAUCUGGCUCAACUUUGUGAUCGGAGUCGCCUCUUCCGUCGUCACGUGCUUCGUUUUCCUGCCCGUUUUCCACAAGAUGAAAAGCACCUGCCUGCACGAGUACUUCAUCCAUCGGUAUGAUCUCAUUUAAUCGUCGGCGACAAUGUGACCCUCAGGUACAACUCGCUUCUGAUCCGUCGGCUCUUCUCUCUUCUCUUCCUCCUGUUCACCAUCGUCUACAUGGCCGUCGUUCUCUAUGCUCCGUCUGUUGCUCUUUCUCCCGUUCUUCAAAUCAACAAAUGGUGGCUGGUUUUAGUGAGUAUUUUCUUUCCCUUUCAACAUCACACAUCACAUUCCAAGUUCAGAUCUUCGGAUGCACAACCACUCUGUACACGUGUCUCGGAGGUCUGAAGGCUGUCGUUUGGACAGAUUCGCUGCAAGCAGUCAUUAUGUACACGGGGGUGUUCACUCUCAUCGCCAAAGGACUCACUCAUCCUAGAGUUGGAGGUCUAGAAAGAGUCUUGAACAUUGCUUGGGAAAGUGGGAGAAUCGGUGAACUUGCGAGAAUGGAUUGGAGGAUAGACCAGUACAACAGUCUGUGGAUCAACCUCUUCUCCGGCACAAUCGUCUGGCUCGCUUCUUUCGGAGUCAAUCAGCUGGCGAUCCAGAGAUAUGCAAGCCUUCCUUCCCUCAAACAGGCCCAGGGAAUCAUUCUUUACACUCUGGUCCCAUUCACAGUCCUCUGUUCCAUUGUCGCGUUUGUCGGAUUCAUUGCUCUCGCCUACUUCUUCAAUUGUAAUCCACUAGAAACUGGGGAAAUCAAAGAAAGCGAUCACAUAACUAUCAUAUUUGCAAGGGACAUUCUUCGUGAGUCUCUGCAAAAUCUGGCAACACUCUGAAACGAUCAUUACAGAGCCGACUCCCGGUCUGUUCGGACUCUACGUCUCUUGCAUCAUGUCCGCCACUCUCUCCACUUUGUCGAGCGGCAUGAACAGUAUGGCGGCGGCGAUUUAUGAGGACUUUCUGAAGAACAGUCUGGAUGGGAAGAUCACAGACACUGGCGCCACGAGACUUAACAAGGUGCCUUCACAAGUUGUCAUUUAUUCUUCAUAGAUGAUUUCUUUCAGCUCAUCGUUCUGCUCUGCGGAAUAACUUCCACUGGUCUCGCUUUCUUGGCCGAACUCCUCGGAGGGAGUCUCCGUAUCUGUAUCUCCGUGAUGGGAGCCAUGUCCGGUCCGAUGGUCGCCAUUUUCGUUCUUGCCCUUUUCUUCCCCAAGAGUGGUUCCAAAUCCUGCCUGAUCUCGUUCUUCCUCUCCAAUCUCAUCUGUCUCAUUCUGUGCAUUGCCAACUAUAUCCAAGAUCCCUACCACGACCUGUUCCUGCCCACCAACACCUCGAUCGAGGGAUGCAGUGGAAACUCGAACUUCACAAUCCGAAUGAUUCCCCCUUACGAUGCCCACUACGGUAACCCGGACACUUUCUACAUCUCCAGAAUAUCCACGUAUUCGUACGCUGGUGUUGGCUUCGUUUUAAUGAUUGCAAUUGGAUGGAUAACGUCACUUUUCGAAGAACCCGAUCAUAAUGUGGAAAAGAUCCGGCAUCUUACAUUUGCAGGCAGAAAGUGAGUGCUUCCUCUCCCGUUCGCUCAUUUCCGCUCUGAUUUCAGUGAGCCGUGGCCAGACACCCAUCAUGAAUUCGAUCAUUUCUUGGAGGAAGGAAAAUAA
Caenorhabditis sp. 36 PRJEB53466 is the source of this 2011-nucleotide messenger RNA. Lineage: Eukaryota; Metazoa; Nematoda; Chromadorea; Rhabditida; Rhabditidae. The record is from the annotation of a GenBank genome assembly.